GAAUAACGACGGGCAAAGGCGUAAAGAACAGUUUUAAGCCAGUGACUCACGAAACGGUGAAGUAAUCAGGAAGGUUAUAGAUUGAAAAAGUGCGCAUUCUCUCGUGAGCUUAUUGAUCCCGCUAUCAAAUAGUUAAUUUACGCCACACCCAACAGCCAUUUUAGGCUUAAAUUCUUGGUUAUUGGGCGUUAACAACAACUGAAAAAAUGGAUCAAAUAACACCGAAGGAAGUAAGAAUUCUUGAAAAUCCUGAGGACAUUCAAGAACGGCGAGAACAAGUGUUAAGCCGUUAUUCAAAUUUCAAAACCGAAGCUCGCAAUAAGCGAGAUAAGCUCGAAGACUCCCGACGUUUUCAGUAUUUUAAACGUGAUGCGGAUGAGCUCGAAGGUUGGAUUUAUGAGAAAUUACAAGCGGCAUCUGAUGAAAACUACAAAGAUCCAACAAACUUACAAGCGAAAAUUCAAAAACAUCAAGCAUUCGAAGCAGAAGUUGCUGCCCAUUCCAAUGCAAUUGUACUUCUUGACAACACUGGACAUGAGAUGAUAGCCCAACAUCAUUUCUCCAGUGACAUGAUACGUAAACGAUUAGACGAAUUACAUCGACUCUGGGAAUUGCUUUUGUCACGACUUGCUGAGAAAGGUCUUAAACUCCAACAAGCAUUGGUUCUUGUUCAAUUUAUGCGCCAUUGUGAUGAAGUAAUGUUUUGGAUUCAUGAUAAAGAAGCUUUUGUUACUACUGAUGAAUACGGACAUGAUUUAGAGCAUGUUGAAGUACUCCAAAGAAAAUUUGAUGAGUUCCAAAAAGAUGUUGCAAGCCAGGAGUAUCGAGUUACUGAAGUAAACGAACUCGCAGAUAAACUUUUACUCGAUGGUCAUCCCGAACGUGAUACAAUUCUCGCAAGAAAAGAAGAAUUAAAUGAAUCCUGGCAGAGAUUGAAACAACUAGCUAUUUUGCGACAAGAAAAAUUAUUUGGAGCUCAUGAAAUUCAAAGAUUUAAUCGUGAUGCCGAUGAGACUAUGACCUGGAUCGCUGAGAAAGACGUAGUUCUAUCGUCAGAUGAUUUCGGUCGAGAUCUUGCAAGUGUUCAGACUCUUCAACGUAAACAUGAAGGAAUCGAACGUGAUUUAGCAGCUCUUGAAGAUAAAGUGGCUACAUUAAGUGCUGAAGCAGAUCGUUUAGCAGCAAUUCAUCAAGCUGAUCAUUCUAAUCAAAUUCGAGCAAAACGGGCGGAAAUCUUGCAAUCAUGGGAAAGCCUAACAGCUAAAGCUAAAGAACGUCGAUUGAAAUUAGAUGAAUCUUACUAUCUACAUAGAUUCUUGGCUGAUUAUAGAGAUUUAGUGUCUUGGAUGAAUGACAUGAAAGCAAUAAUAUCUGCUGAUGAGCUAGCUAAAGAUGUGGCUGGUGCUGAAGCACUUCUCGAACGUCAUCAAGAACACAAAGGAGAGAUUGAUGCACGAGCUGAUAGUUUUGAUGCUGCUACAGUAGCUGGAAAUCAAUUGCUAGAACGUAAACACUACGCAGCUGAAGAGGUAGCUCGUAAAUUAACAUCAUUAGCCGAAGAUAAAGCAUCAUUACUCGAACUUUGGGAACAAAGGCGUAUUCUGUAUGAGCAAUGUAUGGAUCUUCAACUCUUCUAUCGUGAUACUGAACAAGCCGAUGCUUGGAUGGCUAAACAAGAAGCAUUUUUAGCCAAUGAAGAUUUAGGAGACUCUCUCGACAGUGUUGAAGCUUUAAUUAAGAAACAUGAGGACUUUGAUAAGUCUCUUGCUGCUCAAGAGGAGAAAAUUAAGGCUUUAGAUGAAUUUGCUGGCAAACUAAUUGAAGGUGAACAUUAUGCAGCUGAUGAUGUAGCUCAACGUCGUCAACUUCUGCUUGACAGACGUAUUGUUCUCUUUGAGAAAUCAGCUCAAAGACGUCAACGACUUGAAGAUGCUUAUAAACUUCAGCAGUUCGAACGGGAUUGUGAUGAAACAAAAGGAUGGGUCAAUGAAAAAUUAAAGUUUGCUACUGAUGACAGCUAUCUUGAUCCUACCAACUUGAAUGGAAAAGUACAGAAACAUCAGAACUUUGAGCAAGAACUAAAUGCCAAUAAAACUCGAAUGGAAGAAUUGGUAUCCAACGGACAAGAUUUAAUUGAUUCUAAUCAUUAUGCAAGUGAUCGUAUUCGUUCCCGUAUCGAUGAAAUCGUGACUUUAUGGGAGAGCCUUGCUAAAGCUACUGAGAAGAAAGGUACUAAACUUCAAGAAGCUUCUCAACAACAGCAAUUCAAUCGCACUGUUGAAGAUAUUGAACUUUGGUUAUCAGAAGUUGAGGGUCAAUUGAUGUCAGAAGAUUAUGGCAAGGACUUGACGAGUGUACAAAAUCUUCAGAAAAAGCAUGCUCUUUUGGAAGCUGAUGUCGCUUCUCAUGCUGAUAGAAUUGAUGCUAUUGCUCAGGCAGCUGAACAAUUUGUUAGUACAGGACAUUUUGAUGCUGAAAAUAUUAAAACGAAGCAGCAACAACUUCAAGCUCGUUACUCAGCAUUACAACGACCAAUGAGUAUCAGAAAACAACGGCUAUUAGAUUCACUACAAGUACAACAAUUAUUCCGAGACAUUGAAGAUGAAGAAGCAUGGAUUCGUGAAAAAGAACCUGUAGCAGCAAGUACAAAUCGUGGUCGUGAUUUAAUUGGAGUACAGAAUUUGCAGAAAAAACAUCAAGCUGUAUUAGCUGAAAUAAAUAAUCAUGAACCCAGAGUAGCUGCUGUUUGUCAAGCAGGCUCAAGAAUGCUUGAAGAAGGACAUUUUGCUGCAGAAGAAAUUAGUCAACGUUUGUCAGCUCUUGAUGAACAUUGGGGACAAUUGAAAGAGAAAGCUCGACAACGUAAAGUAGACUUGGACGAUUCUCUCCAAGCUCAUCAAUAUUUCGCUGAUGCUAAUGAAGCUGAAUCAUGGAUGAAAGAAAAGAGACCAAUUGUUCUCAAUGCCGAUUACGGCAAGGAUGAAGAUAGUUCUGAAGCAUUAUUGAAGAAACAUGAAGCUCUGGUAAGUGAUUUAGAGGCGUUUGCUAGCACAAUUGCUGCUUUACGAGAACAAGCAUCGGCUUGUAGACAACAAGAAACUCCUACAGUUGAAAUUGCCGGAAAAGAAUGUGUUGUAGCACUUUAUGAUUAUGCUGAAAAAUCGCCCAGAGAAGUGUCCAUGAAAAAAGGCGACACUUUGACUCUUCUGAAUUCUAACAACAAAGACUGGUGGAAAGUUGAAGUUAAUGAUAGACAAGGCUUUGUUCCUGCUGCUUAUGUAAAACGUGUUGAGCCUGAGGCUGGUUUAAGUGCUUCUCAGCAAAAUUUAGCUCGUGAGCAGAGUUCCAUCGCCGCUAGACAAGCACAAAUUCAAGCUCAAUAUGAUGAUUUAAUUCAGCUUGCUCGAGAACGUCAGAAUAAAUUAAAUGAAACCGCAAAAGCUUAUGUAUUAGUCAGAGAAGCUGCAGAAUUAGCUACCUGGAUUAAAGAUAAAGAAAAUCAUGCUCAAGUUCAAGAUGUCGGUGAAGAUUUAGAACAAGUUGAGGUAAUGCAAAAGAAAUUCGAUGACUUCCAAGCUGACCUGAAAGCAAAUGAGGUCCGACUUGCAGAAAUGAAUGAGAUAGCAGUUCAAUUAAUGAGUUUGGGUCAAACAGAGGCUGCUUUAAAAAUUCAAACCCAAAUUCAAGAUUUAAAUGAAAAGUGGACCAGCUUACAAACUCUCACAGCUGAACGAGCUAGUCAACUUGGAUCAGCUCAUGAAGUUCAACGUUUCCAUCGUGAUGUUGAUGAAACCAAAGAUUGGAUUCGUGAGAAAGAUGCAGCCCUUAAUAAUGACGAUCUUGGUAAAGAUUUAAGAAGUGUUCAAGCACUUCAACGUAAGCAUGAGGGUUUGGAAAGAGAUUUAGCGGCAUUAGGAGAUAAAAUCAAACAAUUAGAUGAAACUGCAAAUCGUUUAAUGCAAUCACAUCCUGAUACAGCUGAGCAAACUUAUGUUAAACAAAAAGAAAUUAAUGAAGAAUGGACUCAACUUACUGCUAAAGCUAAUUCAAGAAAAGAAAAACUCCUUGAUUCUUAUGAUUUACAACGUUUCUUGAGUGAUUAUCGUGAUCUUAUGGCUUGGAUUAAUUCUAUGAUGGGUCUCGUUGCUUCGGAAGAAUUAGCUUCUGAUGUCACUGGCGCUGAAGCUUUACUCGAACGUCAUCAAGAACACAGAACCGAAAUCGAUGCUCGUGCUGGAACUUUCCAAGCAUUCGAAUUAUUUGGACAACAACUUUUACAGUCCAGUCACUAUGCAAGCAUUGAAAUUCAAGAAAAAUUGGAAUCAAUGGCUGAAGCUAGACAAGAAUUAGAAAAAGCUUGGAUUCAAAGACGUAUGCAAUUGGAUCAAAAUCUUGAACUUCAAUUAUUCUGCAGAGAUUGCGAACAAGCUGAAAAUUGGAUGAGUGCCCGAGAAGCAUUUUUAAGUAGUGCUGAUACUGUGGACAGCAGUGAUAAUGUCGAAGCAUUAAUAAAAAAACACGAAGAUUUUGACAAGGCAAUCAAUGCUCAUGAAGAGAAAAUUGCUGCACUUCAAACAUUAGCUGAUCAAUUAAUAGCUGCUGAACAUUAUGCUGCUAAGCCAAUUGAUGAUCGUCGCUGUCAAGUGCUUGAUCGUUGGAGACAUCUUAAAGAUGCUCUUAUUGAAAAGAGAUCAAGAUUAGGAGAAUCUCAAACUCUACAACAAUUCUCUCGAGAUGCUGAUGAGAUGGAAAAUUGGAUUGCUGAGAAAUUGCAGCUUGCCACUGAAGAAAAUUACAAAGAUCCCGCUAAUAUUCAAUCUAAGCAUCAAAAGCACCAAGCAUUUGAAGCUGAAUUGGCUGCCAAUGCCGAUCGUAUUCAAUCAGUGUUGGCAAUGGGUGGAAAUCUGAUUGAAAAACAUCAAUGUGCUGGAUCUGAAGACGCUGUUCAGAAACGAUUAGCUUCUAUUGCUGAUCAAUGGGAAUAUCUAACCCAGAAGACUACUGAGAAAUCGUUGAAAUUAAAAGAAGCUAACAAACAACGUACAUAUAUUGCUGCAGUGAAAGACUUAGAUUUCUGGCUGGGAGAAGUUGAAAGUUUAUUGACCACAGAAGAUGCUGGUAAAGAUCUUGCAUCUGUUCAGAAUCUAAUGAAAAAACAUCAAUUGGUUGAAGCUGACAUUCAAGCCCAUGAAGAAAGAAUUAAAGAUAUGAAUGCACAAGCAGAUUCUUUGAUUGAAAGUGGACAAUUCGAUGCUGCUGGUAUUCAGGAAAAACGUCAAAGCAUUAACGAACGCUAUGAAAGAAUUCGAAACUUGGCUGCACAUAGACAAGCACGAUUAAAUGAAGCCAAUACCCUUCAUCAAUUCUUCCGAGAUAUUGCUGAUGAAGAAUCAUGGAUUAAAGAGAAAAAAUUACUUGUUGGCUCUGAUGACUACGGUCGUGACCUAACUGGAGUUCAAAACUUGAAGAAAAAACAUAAGAGAUUAGAAGCAGAACUCGCAAGUCAUGAACCAGCUAUUCAAGCAGUUCAAGAAGCUGGAGAAAAAUUAAUGGAUGUCUCUAACCUUGGUGUCCCAGAAAUUGAACAACGUUUGAAACUUUUGAAUCAAGCUUGGGCUGAAUUGAAACAAUUGGCAGCUACUAGAGGUCAAAAACUUGAUGAAUCAUUGACUUAUCAACAAUUUUUAGCUAAAGUUGAAGAAGAAGAAGCAUGGAUUACUGAGAAACAACAACUUCUAUCUGUUGAAGAUUACGGAGAUACUAUGGCAGCUGUUCAAGGAUUGUUGAAAAAGCAUGAAGCAUUUGAAACUGACUUUGCAGCUCAUGGAGAACGCUGUAAGGAUAUUUGUGAAGCUGGUGAGGCUUUGAUCAAAGCAGGAAAUCAUCGUGCUGAUGCUAUUAGUCAACGUUGUAAUCAAUUACGUAAUAAACUCGAACAACUUGGUGCUUUGGCCUCUAAGAGGAAGACUCGUCUCAACGAUAACUCAGCUUACUUACAAUUUAUGUGGAAAGCUGAUGUUGUUGAGUCAUGGAUCGCUGAUAAGGAGACUCACGUUCGUUCUGAAGAGUUUGGUCGUGAUUUAUCUACUGUUCAAACUUUGCUUACCAAGCAGGAAACAUUUGAUGCUGGUUUGCAUGCAUUUGAACACGAGGGAAUACAAAACAUUACAAGUUUGAAGGAGAGACUUGUUGAUUCUGGUCAUGACCAAGCUGCAAGUAUCCAAAAACGUCAUGCUGAUGUUAUCACUCGUUGGCAGAAACUUCUAGCUGAUUCAGAUGCGCGGAAACAACGCCUUCUUCGUAUGCAAGAUCAAUUUAGACAGAUUGAAGAGCUUUAUCUUACGUUCGCCAAGAAAGCAUCAGCAUUUAAUUCAUGGUUUGAAAAUGCUGAAGAAGAUUUAACUGAUCCUGUUCGUUGUAAUAGCAUCGAGGAAAUUCGGGCACUUCGUGAAGCUCAUGCACAAUUCCAAGCCAGUCUUUCAUCAGCUGAAGCUGAUUUCCAAGCUCUUGCUGCUCUUGAUCGUCAGAUUAAGAGUUUCAAUGUUGGACCUAAUCCUUACACUUGGUUUACCAUGGAAGCACUUGAAGAUACGUGGCGUAAUUUACAGAAGAUAAUUAAAGAACGUGACGUGGAACUUGCUAAAGAAGCCACACGUCAAGAAGAGAAUGAUAAAUUAAGAAAGGAGUUUGCUAAACAUGCUAAUGCAUUCCAUCAGUGGUUAGCAGAGACCAGAACUUCCAUGAUGGAAGGCUCUGGAUCUUUAGAACAACAACUUGAAGCCACUAAGAGGAAAACUCAAGAAGUUCGGGCACGCCGUCAAGAUCUCAAGAAAAUUGAAGAUUUAGGAGCAAUUCUUGAGGAACAUUUAAUUCUGGACAAUCGUUACACUGAGCACAGUACUGUUGGUUUAGCACAACAAUGGGAUCAACUGGAUCAGCUCGGAAUGCGUAUGCAGCAUAAUUUAGAACAGCAGAUACAAGCGCGAAAUCAAUCUGGUGUAUCCGAAGAUGCUCUUAAAGAGUUCUCAAUGAUGUUCAAGCACUUUGAUAAAGAUAAGAGUGGACGUUUGAAUCACCAAGAAUUCAAGUCAUGUCUAAGAGCUCUUGGAUAUGAUUUGCCGAUGGUGGAAGAAGGCCAACCUGACCCAGAGUUUGAGAAUAUUCUUGACGUCGUUGAUCCAAAUCGCGACGGUUAUGUGUCUCUACAAGAAUAUAUGGCCUUUAUGAUAAGUAAAGAAACCGAAAACGUUCAAAGUUCAGAAGAAAUUGAGAAUGCCUUUAGAGCUAUCACCGCUGCCGAUCGGCCUUAUGUCACUAAAGAGGAACUUUAUGCUAACCUUACUAAAGAAAUGGCUGAUUACUGUGUGGCUCGUAUGAAACCUUAUGUUGAUCCGAAAACCGAGCGACCUAUAACAGCAGCAUUGGAUUAUAUAGAUUUUACUCGCACGCUUUUUCAAAAUUAAUUAAUUAUUAUUGAAAAAUUUUAUCUAUCUUAUUCACCUAAUUAACAAUUUAUUAAAACUUUAUAUCUAUUAUUAUGAUCAAGAAAAUUCUUGUAAUAUUGCUUAUUCUUUUUGAUGAAUAAAUCACUGCUGUCAAAGAUUACUUCAGUUAAUAAAUGCAAGCCUUCGAUGAAAA
Molecule: messenger RNA, 7638 nt
Organism: Chelonus insularis
Lineage: Eukaryota; Metazoa; Arthropoda; Insecta; Hymenoptera; Braconidae
Gene: alpha-Spec
Product: alpha spectrin
Exons: 4
Coding region: 207-7463 (2418 amino acids)
Biological process (GO): actin cytoskeleton organization
Cellular component (GO): cortical actin cytoskeleton; cell projection; plasma membrane
Molecular function (GO): actin filament binding; calcium ion binding
Source: RefSeq, a predicted model, not a curated record